Molecule: messenger RNA, 398 nt
Organism: Opisthorchis viverrini
Lineage: Eukaryota; Metazoa; Platyhelminthes; Trematoda; Opisthorchiida; Opisthorchiidae
Exons: 2
Source: RefSeq, a predicted model, not a curated record
AUGGGAGGAGUUGUACUGUGUGAAGAACAGUGUGAGGUGUCCUUCGAACUGGGACUGGUACACGCCUACUUCCCGGAAGCUUAUUCCGGCAUCAUUUCCCUUGUAUGGAAUACCGAUUUCCAACCGCAACUGAACACGUUUUCACUCAACCGAGAUGCACUGGCACGCUAUGAUCCACUGUCAAUCACUGUUGAGGAUACGGUAUUCACUUGGCCAACAAAUGAACACGUCUCCGAUCACACAACUGAACGCGGCGAUGUACACCUUCUCAGCAACAUUCGGUUUCACGAUAAAUCUUAUUUUGCGCUCGGAACUGACUUUCUACACCGAAUCAAACUACGCUUGAAAGCGCGUGGGACUACGUACGUGGAAGUCGCCAAAAAUCCGCGAUUCCCCUA